Messenger RNA from Brassica rapa (field mustard), 2403 nucleotides. RefSeq names its product ent-kaurenoic acid oxidase 1. Gene Ontology annotation, molecular function: heme binding; ent-kaurenoic acid monooxygenase activity; iron ion binding. NCBI's taxonomy places the organism in Eukaryota, Viridiplantae, Streptophyta, Magnoliopsida, Brassicales, Brassicaceae. Gene Ontology annotation, cellular component: endoplasmic reticulum. Gene Ontology annotation, biological process: multicellular organism development; sterol metabolic process; brassinosteroid biosynthetic process. The record is from RefSeq and is a predicted model, not a curated record.
UUGGGUUUCUGUUGUUCCUGAGCCCCAACUAGCUACUCCGUACUGAAAACCCUAGGAAGAAGAUUAACAGAUUAGUUUAAGCCGGAGCAUCCUGAUCGGAGCUUAUCCUUAUUCCGACGAGUAUUGUGGAAGCAUGGUGUUCCAGUUGCGGAAUCUGAGGGCAGUGGCGGAGUGCCAACACUGUGGCUCCGCCACUGUCUGAGGGUCAAGUGGUCUCUCAUCUCUCACUGCCUUAUUAGAGGUGUAUGGAUCAAAAUCUGGAGAACUUAGUCCACUCACUCUUGAUCUGGCUUGUUUACCUGUGGUUAAGCUUACUAUGAUCGAAAGUAAACAACUUUAAGACGAAUGAGGACUACACAGAGAUAUUUUUACAAGAGUCCUUGAUAUCUUCACUGUUUUGUAUCUGCUCUCUACUCCUUGGCUUCCUGCACCACCUUCAUUGUUGCUUGAGAGUAGUUUUUGAUUAUUAAGUUCAUUUGCAUUGAUGGAGUUUAGAGUAGUUUUUGAUUAUUAAGCUUUUAUUGUUGCUUUAGAGUAGUUUUUGACUAUUAAGUUCAUUUGCAUUGAUGAAGUUUAGACUACCUACCUGGCGUACAAAGUGAAGUUGUUGACGGUUUAGAUUUACUUGCUCUGAGAGUUUUAUACACGUACUCUACAUGAAGAGGAGGUUACAAAUAUCCAAUAAAAGGGGACAAAAGAGUUUGGGAAGUUAACUAAGUGGAAAGGCUAUGGCGGAAACAACGAGUUGGAUUCCGGUUUGGUUCCCUUUGAUGGUGUUGGGGUGCUUUAGUCUGAAAUGGUUGGCUAAGAAGGUGAACGUGUGGCUCUAUGAGUCUAGCCUCGGGGAGAACAAACACUAUCUGCCACCAGGUGAUAUGGGUUGGCCUUUCAUCGGCAACAUGCCGUCUUUUCUCAGAGCUUUCAAGACCUCUGACCCUGACUCCUUUGCUCGCACCUUAGUCAAAAGGUAUGGACCUAAAGGUGUCUAUAAAACACACAUGUUCGGGAACCCAAGUAUAAUAGUGACAACACCAGACACUUGCCGGCGUGUUCUGACGGAUGACGACGCCUUCAGGCCAGGCUGGCCAACGUCUACAAUGGAACUCAUUGGAAGGAAGUCGUUCAUUGGUAUUCCUUAUGAAGAACACAAACGUCUCAGGCGUUUGACUGCUGCUCCAGUCAACGGCCACGAAGCUCUCUCUCUCUACAUACCUUACAUUGAAGAAAACGUUAUCACCGCUCUAGACAAGUGGAGCAAGAUGGGAGAGUUCGAGUUCUUGACUCAUCUGCGUAAGCUUACCUUUAGGAUCAUCAUGUACAUCUUUUUAAGCACCGAGAGUGAGAAUGUCAUGGACGCGUUGGAACGAGAGUAUACCGCUCUUAACUAUGGAGUGAGAGCGAUGGCGGUUAAUAUCCCUGGCUUUGCUUAUCAUAGAGCACUCAAGGCGAGGAAGAAACUCGUAGCUGCGUUUCAGUCCAUAGUGACUGAGCGUAGAAACCAAAGGAAGCAGAACAGUUCAUCCAAUAAGAAAGAUAUGUUGGACAAUCUCAUUGAUGUUGAAGAUGAAAAUGGGAAAACGUUGGAUGACGAAGAGAUUAUUGAUGUUCUUCUGAUGUAUCUUAAUGCUGGUCAUGAGUCCUCUGGCCACACCAUUAUGUGGGCUACCAUUUUCCUUCAGGAACACCCUGAGUUUCUUCAAAGGGCAAAGGCAGAACAAGAGAUGAUCCUGGAAAAUAGGCCCAAGGGACAGAAGGGCCUUACUCUAAAAGAAACUCGACAAAUGGAGUUUUUGUCGCAGGUUGUUGAUGAGACACUUCGAGUCAUAACAUUCUCACUUACCGCAUUUAGGGAGGCAAAAACUGACGUUGAAAUGAAUGGCUAUUUGAUCCCAAAAGGUUGGAAGGUUUUGACAUGGUUUAGGGACGUCCACAUGGACCCUGAAGUCUUCCCGGAUCCAAGAAAAUUUGAUCCUUCUAGAUGGGAUAAGGGUUUUAUACCAAAAGCUGGUGCCUUCCUUCCUUUUGGUGCUGGAAGCCAUCUAUGCCCAGGAAAUGAUCUCGCUAAGCUCGAGAUUUCUAUUUUCCUUCACCAUUUUCUCCUCAAAUAUCGGGUGAAAAGGAGCAACACAGAGUGUCAAGUGAUGUACUUACCUCACACCAGACCAACUGAUAAUUGCUUGGCAAGAAUCAGUUAUCAGUAAAAACAUGAUUCUCAUCUUCUCCGGAUAAGACGCUGUUAGUAAUUUGAGCUAAUCAGUUACGGAGUUGGUUGACUCUUUUAUAAACAUAGUCUUUGAGACUCUUGUCUUUCUUCCUUUCUAAACUGCAUCAGACUGCUUAUUCUGUUCCAUGAAACAGAGCUUUCUCUCUUCUUUGAUUUUUAUUAUUAUUUAUAACUCUUUA